UUUUGGGGGCAGUAAGACCCAGCGCGGGCCCGCGGGACACCGGCGCCGCGCACUCACGUCCCUGCCAGGCACCAUGAGCGAGGCGGCGGAGACCAGCACCCCCGGCUCGGCGCCCACCGCCGCCACCGCCUCCCCGGCCGGAGCCCCUGCGUCGCCGUCUCCCGCCGGCCCGGACGCCAAGCCCAAGAGCCCUGUCAGCGCCGCCGCGCCGAGCGCGGCUGUUGGUGAGGCGGCCCCUGCCGCCGCCGCUGCCGCCUCCGCAACCACCCCGACAGCCACAACCGCCGCGGCCGAAACGGAGAAGAAAGUGCUGGCCACUAAAGUUCUUGGCACAGUCAAGUGGUUCAAUGUCAGAAAUGGAUAUGGCUUUAUCAACAGAAAUGAUACCAAAGAAGAUGUGUUUGUCCAUCAGACGGCGAUCAAGAAAAACAACCCCCGCAAAUACCUGCGCAGUGUUGGUGAUGGAGAGACUGUAGAGUUUGAUGUGGUCGAGGGAGAGAAGGGUGCAGAAGCAGCUAACGUCACUGGUCCAGAUGGAGUCCCUGUAGAAGGCAGCCGCUACGCUGCAGACCGGCGCCGCUAUCGACGUGGCUAUUUCGGCCGACGCCGUGCACCACCUCGAAGUGGUGUUGAAGGAGACAUGAAGGAUGGAGUCACAGAAGGAGGACAGCUUCAACAAGUCCAUAGGAAUCCCAUGUACCGUCCCCGCUACCGCAGGGGGCCCCCACGUCCUCGGCCUGUCCCAGUGCCUGGAGAGGCUGAAAACAAGGAGAACCAUCACGAGGCCAGCGCCAUGAGCCAGCAGCCACCUCGCCGUGGGUACCGGCGCCCUUACAACUACCGCCACCGCCCUCGUCCACCCAGCACUUCAGCUCAGGAUGGGAAAGAGACAAAGGUGACUGAAACACCUGCAGAAAAUCCUGCUCCGGCAACUGAGCAGAGUGGUGCUGAGUAAUGCCCAGCUCCUCAGGCACCUUUACCAUCCCUCAGGUGUCCUAAAACACAACUCAAAAGUAACACCAAAGAAAUACAGAAGCAAUAAAUUGUCAGCAGUGAUGAAAGCAAAGGGUUUUUUUUUCUUCUUUUUGGAACAUGGAAACUUAAAAAUGAAAAACUGACCAGCAGCUGAGAUCCAGGGAACGCCUGCAGGAGAGGAGAUGCAUGGAGAGGGGAAAAAGAGAGCGAGGUUCAGAAAGAGCAACCUCCCUUGUGUCAACAGCAACUCUGGGGGGGCUUGGGUUUGGUUGUUUUGGUUUUUUUUUUAGAAUUUCACUUUUUUUCACUAGUAUUGAAUUUUUUCAAUUUCUUUUUUUUUCUUUUUGGUAUCAAACUGAAAAGGGAAAACAAACCCAACCAAAGAACUGAAAAUGAAAUCAAAUGCUCUUUUUUUUUUUCUUAAUUAUUGGAUGCUGGUGCUAAACCUCCCAGGUGUGAUGAGUUUUGGGGUUGUUUUUUUUGUGCCAGUCCUGUCCACUGCAGGACAGAGGGAGGAGAAACUUCUGCUUUCCUUGGUAAGAUCUCUUUGAAAGUGUGCAGCAUGGGUGACGUUCCUCACAAAUAAAAGUGAUUUCAACCACCCAAAAA
Messenger RNA from Pogoniulus pusillus (Red-fronted tinkerbird), 1584 nucleotides. RefSeq names its product Y-box binding protein 3 (gene YBX3). Bases 74 to 955 code for a protein of 293 amino acids. Lineage: Eukaryota; Metazoa; Chordata; Aves; Piciformes; Lybiidae. Gene Ontology annotation, cellular component: nucleus. The record is from RefSeq and is a predicted model, not a curated record. The transcript is spliced from 9 exons. Gene Ontology annotation, molecular function: nucleic acid binding. Gene Ontology annotation, biological process: regulation of gene expression.